Molecule: messenger RNA, 2593 nt
Organism: Cryptotermes secundus
Lineage: Eukaryota; Metazoa; Arthropoda; Insecta; Blattodea; Kalotermitidae
Product: slit homolog 1 protein
Exons: 3
Coding region: 119-2206 (695 amino acids)
Cellular component (GO): plasma membrane
Molecular function (GO): protein binding
Source: RefSeq, a predicted model, not a curated record
UAACAAGUGGAAGAUUCGACACUGCUGGUUGGAACUCAUCAUCUUCAUCUUCAGCAUGAGUUUCAGCAAAAGCGAUGUCCUCUGGACAACAAUCAAGUAACGGAGCAUCAAUUUGAAGAUGGUCCUCCUAUUGGUUCGGCUUUCCGUCAUCGUCAUCCUGGGGAUAGAACAGGUCAGUGCUUCGGUGACGUGUCCAUGGCACUGCUCCUGUCUUCUACAUGAGCUACCGAGAACAGUAAACUGUUCCGGAUUGAACCUCUUCAACUUCCCCACAGAUGUCGACACAAGAGUACAAUGGCUGGACCUGAAAGAAAACGCCAUCCAAAAUAUACCAAACCUAGAAAAGCUUACUGCACUGGAGGUUCUGGAGCUGUCUCGGAACAGGAUAUCACAGAUUUCAACGACCACUUUUAAAAGAUUUACCCGCCUCAAAUAUCUCGACUUAUCAUAUAAUUCAUUCACGAACUUGGCGAAGAUUAACCCCAGAAUUCUUCUUCAGAAUUUAAAUAGUCUUAAAACAUUGAAACUCUCUCACAACCAUUUCGAAACCUUCACUGGUUAUGAUAACCAGAUGAGUAUAACAAGUUACUCGUUGGAAGACCUUCAGCUCAGCUCUUGUGGUAUCGUACGAUUCGAAGGGAAGGCACUGAUGGGGUUUAAAAGACUCCAGAACCUUGAUCUAUCCUUCAACCGAAUCAAGUGGCUUGAUGAUCUUUCGUCUUCAACGUUGAUAUCUCUUGACCUAAGCUACUGUGACAUCGAUUCCAUGAAUCCAAACGCUCUACGUAACUUACCAUCUCUUACCACGUUAAAGCUCUCUGGUAACAGCCAAUUUGCAGUAAAUCAUGGUAACUUAACAUCAGAGUCACUGCAAGUUUUUGAAGCUGCAUAUUGUAGCCUUACAAAGCCUGGUCUUUAUGGGUUCCCAAAUUUAACAUUCGCUAAUUUGAGAGGAAACAAAAUUAUAGCCCUGAAGGAAAGAACUUUUCUCAAAAACAAAUUCCUGGUUGAACUUGAUUUAUCAGCAAAUGAAAUAAAGGAUAUACACCCACAGGCAUUCAUAGGUGCAAGGUCACUAGCAUUUGUCAAUUUAUCUACAAAUUCGUUACAGGGCUCUCUUCCUUCCAAUACAUUUUCAACAAAUUAUAAUUUAAAGACAUUGGAUCUAUCUGUGAAUCGCCUCCAGAGUGUUGGAAAUUUAAGUAUACUGAUGCUUGAGAACCUAGACCUAAGUCAGUGUCAGAUUAGAGAUAUAGAAAAAGACUCUAUAAUAGGCUUGCCUUGGUUGACACAUCUAAAUCUCUCUCACAAUCCUUUAGACAAUAUACCAGACAACAUACAGUCAUGGUUCUUGAGAGACAUAGACCUAAGUUACUGUAGAUUAUCAUACAUCACUAACGAUACUUUUAAGAGAUUACCUGAAAUCGGAAGCAUUAAUUUAAUAGGGAACAGAUUCACAAACACAUUUAAGAUUAAUAUGUUUGAUUAUAAUGAUCGUCUCGAAUCCCUUAAACUUGCAGAUAAUCCGUGGAUUUGCGACUGUUAUUCUCAAGACUUCAAAAACUUUUGGGAAUUUUUAACAAGUUACCCGGUAAAAGUUACACAAUCAGAACAAUCUGGUAUCAAAUGUAUAUCACCAGAUUCUGUGGCUGGGAAGUCUUGGAUAUCCGCAUGUCAUCAGAUAUGGUACCCUUCUGAAGAGCAAGAAGGUUCAUUUGGAUUUACGCACUAUGGCACUGCACUUAUAAUACUGAUUAUAACCGCUGUAGGAAUAUUGACUGUAGUAGGCGUUAUUAAACAUAGCAUAAAGAAGAGAAUGAAAGAAGAACGGGAAACAACAGAGAGAGAAUUGGACGAUACUUAUGAAACUCAUUCCAGAGUUGUGUUUCAACAAAGAGAUAAUUUUGAUUUUGAAACUCCAGAUUCGCCUGAGUUGAGACUACCAAUAACCACAGAACGUGAGAGGACAGAGAGUCAGUUGACCCAACCACCCACAUAUGAAGAGGCGAUGGAAUUGCUGAGUGGAUCCAGAGAAGACAUGUUGUCGAGAGCAAGAGCAGAGAGUACUGGCGACAAUGAGGAAGACAAUGACAGAGAAAAUGAACAUUCAGAAGAGUAUUCAGAGGGCAGUGAUGACAGUGGCCCUGAACAAGGUGCUUCCAAGGCACUCAGUAAUAGUAAUAAAUUGAGGCGCAAUUCUCCAUAGAUUUAACCCUUCACUUUCAAUAGAUGCAUGCAUAGAAAGGCAGCGAAUCACAUAGCAAGCCAGAAAAAAAAUGUAAGCAUGCCAGAAUGUGCAUAAUGUGCAAGUCAAGCAAAGCGAUGAAGCCAGUGUAAAUAUUCCAGAACAUUCAUUGUUAAACCUUAACUGAGGCUUUCUACGUCCUUCAAGCGGAAGGUCAGACAGCGAAACUGAGUACGUUCGGUUCCUCCGAUGGAUUGUACUCUUCCGUUUGGAUAUUCGGUUUUAAUUAUUGAGCUGUUCUACUGAUAUUUUCGAUCGAUGUAGAAAUACUUUCCAAAUGAAGAAAGCAGUCUUCUGGGAUGUGGUACCGUGUAGAUGUGGUAUUAACCGACGUUUCGGAGGAAUGUA